UUCUGCUAAAUGAACCCGUGGACUAGUAUUAGUUUAUCGCAGUGUAUUUAUUUUAGUACAACAGAGCUUUUGGAAGAGCUCUUCAAGGACUAGUAGCGUCGAGUGAGAGUUUUUUCGUGUGUGCUGCCGCGGCGGCGCUAUGGAGAAGCAGUCGAGGUGGUCGGAACAGCGGUCGGAGCAGCGCUCGGAGCAGCGCUCGGAGCGGCGCGAGCACGUAGUGCAGCAACAACGCACCGAGCACCACUUCACGCAGCAGACGAUGCAGCAAGUGGAGAGCGCUGUUGAGGACCGACUACCUAUUACUUCUGGCAGAAUAGGCGAUCCUUCUCCGCCAAUAUUUGAGCAAAUAUUUAAAAAUGCGAGGUUUGCACAAGGCGGAAAUGCAAAAUUUGAAGGGAAACUGAGAGGUAACCCCAUUCCCGUGGUUUCAUGGACCAGAAAGAAGGCACCUUUAGUGGAAUGUAAUAAAUAUAGUAUGAGCUACAAUGAACAGACUGGAGAUGUUUCCUUAUUAAUAAAGCAAAUAGGACCUGGGGAUGAGGGUGAAUAUACUUGCACAGCACGAAACCAGUAUGGAGAAGCAAUUUGUUCAGUUUAUAUACAACCCGAAGGCGUUCCAGUUCCAACGCAGCGAGCUUCUCAACAACAGAGCUACAGACAUGUCAGUGAAAGUGUCGAACACAAAUCAUACGGAACUCAAGGUUAUACUUCAGAGCAGAGUCGUCAAUCACAAAAAUACGCGUACACAAAUGGUUCGGAAUUUUCAUCUGUUGAAGACUUUAAAGUAGAUACAUUUGAAUAUAGGCUUUUGAGAGAGAUUUCUUUCAGAGAAAGCAUCACAAAGAGGUAUAUGGGUGAAAACGAUAUUCAAAUAAAUACGGAAAUUGAUAAAAACCUUGGACCAGUAUCGCCACCCAAGAUAUUCCAGAAACCUAGAAAUUCCAAACUGCAAGAAGGUGCAGACGCUCAAUUUCAGGUACAGUUGUCUGGUAAUCCUAGACCACGUGUAUCCUGGUUUAAAAAUGGGCAGAGAAUAAUAAACUCAAGCAAACAUAAUAUCAUAACUACAAAUAACCAAACAAUUCUUAGAAUAAGAAAUAUUCAAAAGUCGGAUUAUGGUCACUAUACACUUUUAGCAGAAAAUCCGAAUGGUUGUAUUGUAACUUCGGCAUAUCUUGUAGUGGAAUCCCCUCAAGAAACAUAUGCUCAAGAACAAAGAUCGCAAUAUACAGAUACUCAACAAGUCGAGACUGAAAGAAUAGAAAUUAGUGAAAAGGCUCUCGCUCCGCAAUUUGUAAAAGUCUGCCAAGAUAGGGAUGUCACAGAAGGCAAAAUGACGCGAUUCGAUUGCCGCGUUACUGGCAGACCUUACCCUGAAGUCACGUGGUUCAUUAACGAUAAACAAAUUCGAGACGAUUAUAAUCAUAAGAUACUAGUAAACGAAUCGGGUAAUCAUGCUCUUAUGAUUACAAACGUUAGUCUUAAUGAUAGCGGUGUAGUAACCUGUAUAGCGCGUAACAAAAGUGGAGAAUCAUCUUUUCAAUGUCGAUUAAACGUUAUUGAAAAAGAGCAAGUUGUUGCUCCAAAAUUUGUUAAGCGUUUUAGUACACUCAGUGUACGAGAAGGAGAACCUGUACAGCUGAGUGUGCGUGCUGUUGGCACUCCUAUACCGCGUAUCACAUGGCAGAAGGACGGCGUACCGAUUAUACCCAAUCCAGAAUUACGAAUUCAAUCUGAGGGUGGGGCCUCGACAUUAGAUAUACCGCGAGCCAAGGCGUCGGAUGCGGCAUGGUACCAAUGUACGGCUCAAAAUGUCGCAGGGUCCACCGCCACUCGGGCGAGGCUGUAUGUUGAAGUGCAAAAAGAGCCUGCGCCUGAGCAAAAACGUUUGCACUUACCGCGGCCUACGAAAAUAAUUGAACCCGAGCCCGCUCCGGGACCAGAAAUUAUUUAUUUAAGGCAUGUGGAAAGGGCCCGACCUUAUGUUCCCCCUGGUGAGGAAGACCGGGUUUAUCCUUCACCACAGUUCAUUGUACCCCUUAAAAGUGUAACUCAAAUGGAAGGUGGAAAAAUUCAUUUCGAGACAAGGAUAGAACCGGUUGGUGAUCCUUCGAUGAAAAUUGAAUGGUUGAAGAACGGACAAAGUAUAGAAGCCAGUUCGAGAUUCACUUCAGUGUUCCGUUUUGGAUAUAUUUCUUUAGAUAUGUUGAGUCUUAAUAUACAAGACAGUGGUGAAUACACUUGCAGAGCUGUCAGUGCUACAGGAAUGGCAGAGACAAAAGCAAUUUUACAAGUGACACCUCGAGCAACCAUCGAGAGGACUAGUCAACAUCCAGAGAGUCUACAAUAUAUACAGCAACUGGAAGAUUAUUCGAAAUAUCAACACCAAGAAUCUAUUGAAGAACAAACAUUACAAAGACCUCAGUUUAUUAGGACGUUACAAAAUCUUGGGGAGCUACAAGAAGGAAAAAAUGCACAUUUUGAAGCACAACUGACACCUGUAAGUGACCCUACAAUGAGAGUAGAGUGGUACAAAGAUGGUAAGGCCAUUACAGCGAGCUCGCGAAUCACAGCAAUCUUCAACUUCGGCUACGUCUCCCUUAACAUCAUGCACCUACGGGCUGAAGAUGCAGGUUCGUAUACAGUGAGAGCUGUGAACAGGCUAGGUGAAGCUAUUAGUACCGCUACUAUUCAAGUUGCAGCGAGAAGCACAGUUACUUCAGAUCUAGGAAUACCGGAACAAAGAAGGUAUAUUGAACAAACUGAACAAUUAGAAGCAUAUCAACAUCAACAACACCAAAAAUACUAUCAAGAAGUUCCAGAAAGUACACAGAGGCCAGAAUUUAAAACACCAAUAAAAGAUCAAAUAAACGUAAAGGAGGGUGGCUUUGCUCAUUUUGAAGCUCGUCUUGAACCGGUAGGAGAUUCAACAUUAAAGGUAGAAUGGUUUAAAGAUGGCCGUCCUGUUGAAGCUAGCUCGAGAAUAACUACUUUCUUUAAUUUUGGUUACGUAGCAUUAACGAUUAAGUCAGUUACCGCACAUGAUGCAGGCCACUAUACAUGCCAGGCUUAUAAUGCAUUAGGUCAGGCGACGACUAGUGCAAAUCUUUCAAUUAUCACGAAGAAAGAUAUAAUUGCCGAAUCUCAACAUCCCGGAGGACUAGAGAAAAUUCAAUAUUUGGAAGACUCGAGUAAAUAUUCUAGAAGAGCUGAAGAGGAAGUGAAAAUAAGUCAGAAACCAAGAUUUUUGGGACCCCUAAAAGGGACCAAUAAAAUUGUAGAAGGCCAAAGUGCUCAUUUUGAAGCUAGGGUGGAACCUCAAAGUGAUUUGACUAUGACAAUUGAAUGGUAUUUUAACGGAAAGCAAAUAAAGUCCGCUAAUCGAAUUCAAACAUAUUAUGAUUUCGGGUACGUGGCUUUAGACAUAUCUAAUAUCCGCUCCGAAGAUUCUGGAGUUUAUACAGUAAUUGCACGUAAUAGUGCUGGUGAAGCUCAAUUGAGUUCUUCCAUGAUGGUCGAAACACGGUCAAGUAUUGACACUUCAAGCAUUCAUCAUGGAUUAUAUGAAAAGACGAAACAAAUAGAGGAAUCAAAAUUUGUUGAACCUAUUUACCAUAUAGAGGAAAUUUCAAAAUCCAAACCGGUUUUUGUACAACCUUUGUCAGACCCACAGCCAGUAUCUGAGGGCAAAAAUAUUCAUCUUGAAUGUCGACUAGAACCAAUGGGCGACCCCACUAUGCGCGUCGAAUGGUUCCACAAUGGUAGAGCAGUAACUGUUGGCUCUCGCUUUAGAACUUACUACGAUUUUGGUUUACUUGCGUUAGAUAUCAUACAUGCAACAUCAUCUGAUUCGGGUGAAUAUACUGCCAGAGCUGUUAAUCAUUUAGGAUCUGCACACACAUCAGCAAUGGUACGUGUUAUUGAAAGAUCCGACAUCUUGACUGAUACACAAAACGAACAAGCAGUUGAACAAAUUCAGAUUCUAGAAGAUGCAUCUCGUCGUAACAGACAAAUACAGGAAGAUAUCACAGUUAUGCAAGCUCCUCAUUUUUCUCGAGCAUUGCAUAAUAUUGAAACUGUAGAAGGCACAAACGUUCAUCUAGAAUGUCGUUUACAGCCAAUUGGUGAUCAGACUAUGAAAGUUGAAUGGUUCUGUAACGGUCGACCGAUUAAGACAGGACAUAGAUUCAGACCAGCUUAUGAGUUUGACUAUGUUGCUUUGGAUCUUUUAAGCGUAUAUCCUGAAGAUUCUGGAGUGUAUACUUGUCAAGCUACUAACCAAUUAGGAGAAGCUGUAACGUCAUGCGCCUUAAGAGUGAUGGCAAAAAGAGAUCUUAUCUUGGAUUCGCAGCAUCCUUCAAGUUUAGAGAAAAUGCAGUAUUUAGAAGAUAGCUCUCGCUAUAAAAAAUCUGAUUAUAUCGAUGAAACUAUUCAUAUUAAGCCACGAUUUGUUACUAAACCUAAAUCUGUCGAAAAUGUCAGAGAAAGAAAUCAUGUUCACUUUGAAUGUAAAUUAGAGCCAGUGACAGACCCGAACCUUAAAGUGGAAUGGUUUAAGAAUGGCCAACCAGUAACGAUUGGUCAUAGAUUCAGACCUAUUCAUGAUUUUGGCUACGUGGCUCUAGAUAUUAUCGAUGUCAUAGCUGAAGAUUCGGGAAUAUAUACAUGUAGAGCCGUAAAUCUUCUUGGAACUGAUGAAGUUAGUUGUAGACUAACGUGCCGAGAAACAGCAGAUAUAAUUCGAGCAACACAAAAUGAAGCCGGUUUGGAACAAAUUCAAGUUUUAGAAGAUAGAUCGAGAUAUCAUAGAACUGAUGUUACCGAUGAAGUGACCACACAAGCACCUAUCUUCACAACGUCCUUAAAAAAUGUUGAUAUUAAAGAAGGUCAACGUGCUCACUUUGAAUGUAGAUUGAUUCCAGUUUCGGAUGCAACAAUGAAAGUGGAAUGGUAUCAUAAUAAUAAGCCCCUAAAGAGUGGAUCCAGGUUUACAGAAACUAAUAACUUUGGAUUCGUCGCGUUGGAUAUAAUGGCUUGUUUACCAGAGGAUUCUGGAACGUACACGUGUAGAGCAAUAAACGCUUUAGGAGAAGCAGUCACCUCUGGUACAGCAUGUGUACACUCUAAGAAAUCAAUCUAUCUAGAGUCUCAACACGAAGGAGCAUUGCCCAGACUUACUCAAUUAGAGGAUUCGUCAAGACACCACAGGCAAACUAUUCAGGAAGAAACAAUAACCCAAGCUCCGGUUUUCACUAUGCCCAUGAAAGAUAUAAGGGUGGCUGAAAAUCAAGCAGUACAUUUUGAAGCUAGACUUAUCCCUGUGGGAGAUCCUAAAUUAAGAGUGGAAUGGUUGCGUAACGGAGUUCCAAUUGAAGCUUCUAAUCGGAUUACAACAAUGCACGAUUUUGGAUACGUCGCUUUAAAUAUGAAGUAUGUCAACCCUGAAGAUUCUGGUACUUACACUUGCCGUGCCAUCAAUGAGCUGGGCGAAGCUGUUACAUCCUCGACAUUAUUUGUACAAUCUAAAGCAUCAUUACAAUUGGAAUCGCAACAUGAAGUUGCAUUACAAAAAAUUCAACAGUUAGAGGAUGCUACACGUUAUCAGCGAAAAGAAGAAGUUGAAAUGGCCAUUAAUCAAAUUCCUAGGUUUGUAACACAAUUAAAUGGUCCUACAAAAUUAGUUGAAGGACAGAGCGCACACUAUGAAUGUCGUAUUGAACCUUAUCCUGAUCCAAAUAUGCGCGUGGAAUGGUACUUUAACGGUAAAGUACUACAAAGUGGACACCGCUACCGUACAGCAUAUGAUUUUGGAUUUGCUGCCUUAGAUAUACUAACUGUAUAUGGGGAAGAUUCUGGCGAAUACACCUGUAAAGUUAUCAAUAAUUUAGGUCAAGCGACAUCGUCUGUAAAUCUUAAUGUUCAAUCAAAAGAAUCAAUUAUAAGAGAAACACAACACGAAAGCGCUUUAGAAAAAAUUCAAUAUCUCGAAGAUGAUAGCCGAUAUAAACGUGUUGUACAGGAAGAAGGAUUCAUUGCGGAGAAACCUCAGUUUGGAAAACCUUUGAAGAAUGUUCAUGUUCCUGAAAGUCAACCUGUACAUUUGGAAGCUACUUUAACUCCUGUCAAUGAUCCCACUAUGCGUGUUGAAUGGUACUGCAAUGGAAGACCAAUUCAGCAAGGACAUAGAUUUAAAACUACUUAUGACUUUGGAUAUGUUGCUUUAGAUAUUUUAUAUGCAUAUGCCGAAGAUUCUGGAACUUACAUGUGCAAAGCUACAAAUGCUUUGGGCGAAGCUGUAACUACUAGUUCAGUGAAUGUGGAUGCGAAUGCUUCACUGUAUCUUGAUACACUGGAUGAACAGCGAUUAAAGAAGAUUAAAGAGUUGGAACAAUAUGAGAGACCUAAAGCUGUUGAAGAGGAAAAACCAGGCCAGAGGCCAGUGUUUUUAACUGCUCUGACAAGUAUAGAAAAUUUAAAAGAAGGUGACCGCGCUCACUUUGAAUGUAGAGUCGAACCAAUUAAUGACCCAUAUCUCAAAAUUGAAUGGUUCAUCAAUGGCCAAAAAAUUAAAACAGGGCACAGAUUCCGGACAACACAUGAUUUCGGAUACGUCGCCUUAGAUAUAUUAUAUUCAUAUGCAGAAGAUUCCGGAACUUAUAUGUGUAAAGCUAGCAAUAAACUCGGAGAAGCUGUUAAUACAUGCACGUUGAAGGUUGCAAGCCACCGUAGCAUAAUAUUUGAUACUCAACAUCCCAAUGGUUUAGAAAAAAUUAGACAACUUGAGGCACAAGGUCAUCAAGCUAGAAUCGAAGUGGAGGAGCCAAAAAUUUUCGCUCCGAGAUUCGUAACAGAACUCAGGGGAACUAAACAUGUCCUAGAAGGUGAAACUGCACACUUCGAAUGUCAGGUUGAGCCAGUUCAUGACUCCAAUUUACGUAUUGAAUUUUAUCACAACGGUAAAGUUCUGCAAUCUGCAUCACGGUUCCAUAUCACUUUUGAUUUUGGUUAUGUGUCAUUAGAUAUACAACAUUGUGUACCUGAAGAUGCUGGAGAGUACUCUGUAAAAGCCAUUAAUGCACUUGGUCAGUGUACUUCUUCAAUAUCAAUGACAGUAACAGCAAAAGGUAGUAUUAUAUCGGAAUCACAACGUCCCGAAGGUCUCGAGAAAAUCCGAGAAUUGGAAUCAGCAGAACCAUUCAAGCGACCUGAAAUUCCGGAGCCUGUCACAAGGCAAAGGCCUGUAUUUACACAGCCUCUUCAGAAUAUCGAUAACAUACAAGAAGGAAAAACUGCACAUUUUGAUUGUAGAUUAAUUCCUGUCGGAGAUCCGACCCUAAAAGUUGAAUGGUUUAGAAACGAAAAAUUAAUUGAAGAUAGUUCCAGAAUAACUAAAACUCAUGACUUUGGAUAUGUUUCCAUGACAAUUUCUCACGUCCGAGAUGAAGAUGAGGGAGUGUACAUGUGUAGAGCAUCCAAUUUACUUGGAGAAGCAGUGACUACGGCAGCAAUGAGAAUAAAAACUAAAGCCGCAAUUCAAAUGGAUACGCAACAUCCCGAGGGUAUGAAGAAAAUUCAGAAAUUAGAGGAGCCUCUAGCAAGGAAAACAGAGGAACCAGAGCGUGAAUUUGAAAAGCCUAUCUUUACUCAAGUACUUACUGGUCCAUCAGAAUUAUGGGAGGGACAACACGCCCAUUAUGAAGCCCGUGUGGUGCCAGUCGGAGACCCUAGCCUAAGAUUUGAAUGGUAUAUUAACGGUGUUGAACUUAAAAUGGGUUCACGAUUCCGCACCACGCAUGAUUUUGGUUUCGUUACAUUAGACAUUAACUCUGUAGUGGCCAAUGAUGCCGGCGUAUACAUGUGUAAAGCUAUUAAUAGAGCCGGAAGCACUGUUUCAUCCACUUCACUCAAAGUCAAAACUAAGUCAACUAUUGUCGACGAGGCUAUGAGACCAGAAUCUUGGCAGAAAAUUCAAUUAAAAGAAGCCGCCAUGAAUAAAGUUCCUGAGAUGUUUGUUGAUACUGGGGUACAACAAGCGCCUAUUUUCACAACACAUCUUAAGAGUUACGAUAAGCUUGUUGAAGGACAGCAUGUUUAUUUGGAAGCCCAAGUAGAACCUCGCACCGACCCCAAUUUAAGAAUUGAAUGGUUUAAGAACAGUGUGUCUUUAACUACAGGUUCAAGAAUCAAGAGUACAUUUGACUUUGGUUUGGUUACGCUUUCUAUAAAUUCAAUAAGAAUCGAUGAUUCUGGUAUUUAUACAUGCAAAGCCACUAAUUUGAUGGGUGAAGCAGUUUCAACUGCAUCAAUUAAAAUUGAAGACCGUCAUUGGUUACUUGGAGACAGUCUUCAUCCACAAUCUUUAGAUCGCAUUGGAGUUUUAGAACAACCAAAACCAGGUAAACCUGAGUCGCCAGAGCCAGUGUAUGAAACUCCCGUUUUCAUUUCUCACCUUAAUAACAUAAUAUGUAAGGAGGGUGAUAACAUUCACUUUGAGUGCAAUGUGGAGCCAUCUAGAGACCCAACCUUGAAAAUAGAAUGGUUCUUUAAUAAUAAACCCUUACCAUCGGGCACUAGAUACAAAAGCACUCAUGAUUUCGGGUACGUAUCAUUAGAUGUAACUCAUACGUAUGAAGAGGAUUCAGGUAUUUAUACAUGUAAAGCAACAAACAGUAAAGGUUUUGCUACAACAUCCGGAAGCUUAAGAUGCACUGGAGACAAACAUAUAUAUCUUGAUACACAACAUCCUCAAGGCAAGGCUGGCUUAGAAGCUGUAGAACAGGCUGAAGAAGCCAGACUUUCCAAGGGCCGUAGACUUUCAAUUCCAGAGACUGAAUAUCCAAAACCUGAGUGGGUUGUGCCGGUAAAUGCGGAACUACAGUUAAUAGAAGGACAGUCUCUACAUCUCGAAGGACAAGUUGAACCAAAGAACGAUCCUGAUCUAAAGAUCGAAUGGUACUUCAACGGUAAAGUCCUUGAACAAGGAUCUAGAUUUAAAUUAUCUAGUGAUUUUGGCUUUGUUACAUUAGACGUAACAGAUAUCUAUGAAAGAGAUAGUGGUAUUUAUACAUGCAAGGCUUAUAAUAGAAAGGGCGAAGCCUUUACUUCUUCCACCAUAUACUGCAUUAGUAAAGAAAAUCUUAUAGAGAGAACCCAACAUCCUAAAGGCGCAGAAGGAUUAGAGAAAAUUCAAAAUCUUGAAGAAUCCCUCCGUCGUGAACCUGGACAAAAAGCAGAUGAUGACACAGGCAGACCACCUGAAUUUAUAACAGUAUUCCAAGAUAUUACUGACAUUAGUGAAGGACAAAUAGCCCAUUAUGAAGCUUCCCUUAUACCCACUGGUGAUCAAAGUAUGGUUAUUGAAUGGUUCUAUAAUGGUAAAACAAUCGAAGCCAGCCACCGUAUACGCACAGUUUAUGCCUUUGGUAUGGUAGUACUUGAGAUUCUGGGAACGAAAACUAAUGAUUCUGGAAUAUAUUCCUGCCGUGCCACUAAUAGAUGGGGAAAAGCGGAAAUAAGUGUUAAACUUGACUGUGUCGAUAAGACCAAGGGCCAGAAACCAAGGUUUACUACUCAUAUACAAAAUAUCGAGGGUCUUAAAGAUGGUCAAUCGGCCCACUUUGAAUGUACUGUGGUGCCCGUGGAUGAUCCGGAUAUGAAAAUUGAAUGGUAUCAUAACGGCCAACUCUUGCGUCACUCUACUAGGAUAAAAACAAUAUCUGAUUUUGGGUUUGUUGUUCUUGACAUAGCUUAUACUCAGAAUCAUGACUCAGGUGAAUAUGUUUGCCGCGCUUAUAAUAAAUAUGGUGAAGAUUUUACUAAAGCCACAAUAUCUUGCUAUGGUAGAAGUGGAGUAUUUUUAGAUAGUUUACAACCAGAAUCACUAGCUAAAAUAAGAGAAUUAGAAAGCUUACAAGGAAUUCAACAGCAAGCACCAACACCCGCUGCACCCGUACCACCAAAGUUUAUUACGCAAAUAGAAAACGUAACUAAAUUAGUUGAAGGACAAAGCGCGCACUUUGAAGCAAGACUUAUUCCUGUAGACGAUCCCGAUCUAAAGGUAGAGUGGUUCUACAACGGCAAAAAAUUACCCCACGGGCACAGAUAUAGAACUUUCCAUGACUUUGGCAUAGUUAUUUUGGAUAUACUAUAUUGCUACGAAGAAAAUUCUGGAGAAUAUGAAUGCGUUGCUACUAACAAGUUAGGUAGCGAUUCAACUAAAGCUGAAUUGAAGUGUACAUCAAAGGAGAAUUUAAUCUUGGACUCGCAACUGCCGCGGGGCAUGGAAGGAGGAUUAGAGAAGCUGCAAACUCUGGAGGAUUCUAUGAUACGUCGGAAGGAUACGGAAAUUGAAGAGAAACGCGGUAAAGCUCCGGUCUUUACGGUCCCAUUGUCAAAUAUUGAUAAUCUAAGGGAAGGUGAAAAUGCUCACUUUGAAGCUCGUCUCACACCUACUGAUGAUCCUAAUCUGAAGGUGGAGUGGUAUUGGAACGGUAAAUCAUUAAAAGCAGGGUCAAGAUUUAGAACAUUCUGUGACUUCGGUUUUGUAAUUCUUGAAAUAUCACCGACGUAUCCAGAAGAUUCUGGUGAAUAUUUAUGCAGAGCCUUUAACAAUUAUGGUGAAGCUGUUACUACAGCUUCAAUGAAAGUACAAGGAAAGAGGAAUAUUAUAUUAGAAUCUCAAUUGCCGAAAGGAAUGGAAGGUACUAUUGACAAAAUAGCCGCUUUAGAGGGUUACACUGGAACUUCCGAUACUUUAACACCAGAAACUGAGAGCGGAAAGCCGCCAGAAUUUUUGACAACACCGUCUGAUCAAAUCCUCACCGAAAAUUCCUCUGCACACUUCGAAUGCAGAUUAGUCCCAAUUAACGAUUCCAGUAUGAUAGUUGAAUGGUUUCACAAUGGCAAACCCCUGCUUACUGGAUCACGCGUCAAAACUAUUAAUGAUUUCGGAUUUGUUAUAUUAGAAAUUGGAGGUGUUUAUCAACGUGAUGCUGGACUUUAUACCUGUAAAGCUACAAACCGCCAUGGUGAAGCCACGGUAUCUUGUAAACUUCAAGUUAAAGGUAGACAAGGUAUAAUCUUGGAGCCCCAACUACCAUCACAUUUUAAAUCUGGAACUGAAAGCAUACAAAAAUUAGAAGAAACCUUACAUAAAAGGGAGGAAAUAACUAUUGAAGACGAAAAACCAAAUCCGCCACGGUUUACAGUCGAUAUCAAGGAUAAUCUUGAUGUGUCUGAGGGUGGACCCAUACACUUUGACUGUCGUGUAGAACCCGUGGGAGAUCCAACUAUGAGAAUUGAUUGGUUCCAUAACGGUAAACCUUUCGCUACAGGAUCUCGUGUUCAUAUGUUAAAUGAUUUUGGUUUCGUUGCCUUAGACAUAGAUUAUAUUUACACACGGGAUGUUGGAGAAUAUACAUGUAGAGCAACUAAUAAAUGGGGUUCUGCUACAACUACCGCUAAGGUUACAUGCAGCACAAAACGGGAUAUUGUCCUAGAGUCGCAACUACCUCAAGGAAUGAGCGGAGAAAAGAUAAAAGAGUUGGAAAAAGGUCGUGUAAGUGAACAACCUAAAGAGGAGUCAAUAGUAACCUCACCACCUAAAUUUAUUACACAAAUACAAUCACAUACUAUUGAAGAAUCAGAGUCUGUGCGGUUUGAGUGCCGCGUUGAACCAAAAGAAGAUCCCAAGUUACGUAUCGAGUGGUAUCGCAAUGGAAAGUUAUUGCCUACCGGGCACAGAUUCCGUACCGUCUACGAUAUGGGAUUCGUUUCAUUAGAUAUUCUUUACGUGUAUGCUGAAGACUCAGGUGAAUAUGUUUGUCGAGCUGUUAACGAUUUCGGUGAAGAUCUUACCAAAGCUACUGUAUCGUGCAAAAAACUUCCCGAUAUCAUUCUGCAAAAUCAAGUACCAAAGGGAAUGAAAAGAUCUGAAGCCUUAACCCAAAUGGAAGCUACUAUAAAGAAAUACACUUCAGAAGUAUUCUUAACUGAAGAUGAUUUAUACGACGCUGAUAAAAAGCAACCGCCACGUUUUGUAACCCAAAUACAAAGUCAAACAAACUUGAUGGAAAUGGAAACAACUAAAUUCGAGUGUCAGCUGGCACCCGUGGGCGAUCCUAAUAUGAAAGUGGAAUGGUUCUUUAACGGAAAGCCGCUCCUGCAUAAAAAUCGUUUUACACCGAUCUAUGAUUUUGGAUAUGUUGCUAUGAAUUUCGGUUGGGUUUACCCUGAAGAUAGCGGGGAGUACCUUUGUCGGGCUACCAAUUUAUAUGGAAUGGAUGAAACAAGAGCUGUCAUAAAGACCACCGGAAAACCCGGUAUUGUGUACGAUUCUCAGUUACCUAAACAUAUGAAGAGUAUUGAACGCAUUAGAGAGAUGGAAGCUUCUUGGCAAGUAGUACCAGAACAAGUUGUUGAAGAAACAAAACCACGUUCGGCUCCAGUAUUUGUCAGCCGACCUGAACCCGUGACAGUUGAGGAAGGUGAAUGGGCCAGGUUUUGCUGCCGUGUCACAGGACACCCAAAGCCUCGCGUAAUGUGGCUAAUAAAUGGAAAUACUAUUGUUAAUGGGUCUAGAUAUAAGUUAACAUAUGAUGGAAUGUACCACCUCGAUAUACCAAAAACAAGGCAGUAUGAUACUGGUAAAAUUGAAGUUAUUGCAAGAAGUUCCGCAGGAGAGGCUUUAGCAACGACCGAGUUGAAAGUUAUACCGAGACACGAUGAUUAUAGAGGUGUACUCAAAAACGCUCCGAGACCUUGGUAUGAUGAAGUAUCUCAAUACCAGAGAACUGAAACCGAAUUAGAAAAAACAUUCGAAGAGAGGCAAGCUAUGCAACGUCAGGGAGUAAUUGAUUACAAACCAGACCUUAAACAAAGAAAUCUAAAGGAAAGUGACACUGAAUGGCAACAAACAGUUAAGAAGAAGAAGAACGAAGAAUACUACAAUAAACUUCAGGAGUUGGAACAUGAACAGAUAGUGAAAGAGAGCCGACUUCGAGAAUCAUCCCAUCAAUAUGCUAUACCUGGUGAAAAAGUAACGAGUUCCUCUGUUGCUAGAAGUAUGGCUCAGAAGUAUGAAAAAAAUCUUGACCAGUCUGAAGAAAUAAUUGAGAAUCAAACAGUGAAGCAGACGAAAAUUCAAAAGCCAAGAAUACCUGGACCUUCUGAAUCAAGUGUUCAUGGUAAAGAGGUACAUGUAGCUAAGCAGAAACAAAUACAAAAAGAAGUUGUUGGUGAUACAGAAAUCACCCGCAAAAUUACAUCGACCGAGACAACGGAAGUUGAACAUAAAUCACAAACACAAGAAAGAGUUGUAGAAGGUCCUGUAAAACCAUCAAACCCUCCGGUAUUCACAAAGAAAAUGCAACCUUGCCGUGUAUUUGAACACGAACAAGCAAGAUUCGAAGUUGAAUUUGAUGGCGAUCCAUUACCAACUAUAAAAUGGUAUCGCGAGAACUUUCCCAUUAAAAACUCGCCUGACUUUCAAAUUCAUACUUUUAGUACAAAAUCCAUCCUUAUUAUAAGGCAAGUUUUCAUUGAGGAUUCAGCUGUAUUUGCUGCUGUUGCUGAAAAUAGGGGCGGUACUGCCAAAUGUAGUGCAAACUUAGUCGUCGAGGAGCGUAGGCGACAAGGAAGAGGAGGUGUAAUACCCCCAAGCUUUACAUUGACUGCACAAAAUGUAAACGUUACAUCUGGUCAACUUGUAAGAUUUGAUACUAAAGUUUCUGGAACGAAACCUAUUGACGUUUAUUGGUUAAAGAACGGAAAGAAAGUUCAACCAGAUAUAAGAAACAAAAUAUUAGAAGAAGAUGGAACUUACACCCUUCUUAUUUUAGAAGCCUUUCCUCAAGAUUCGGGAAAAUACGAAUGCGUCGCAAUUAAUAACGCUGGAGAAGCAAGAUGUGACGCUGAAUGUACAGUGAAUAUGCCAGCUACAAAAGAAAAACCAAAAUCUCAAACAAAGUCAGCGAAUGCUUCGCCUGAAGUUAUUGAGCCACUGAAAGAUAAAGUUGUCACUGAAGGACAAGCGGUUGAAUUUAGUUGUAAAAUCGUAGGCAAACCUAUUCCUACAGUACAAUGGUAUAAGGGAGAUAAAUUAAUAAAACCAUCGAAGUAUUUCCAAAUGUCUCGGACUGCGGAUGACUACACAUUGCGAAUAUCUGAAGCUUUUCCCGAAGACGAAGGUGAUUAUAAGUGUGUUGCUUAUAAUUCUGCCGGAAGAGUGACUAUUUCAGCAAAACUUAAGGUCACCCAGCCAGAUCAAGCAGAGGAUUUACCAAAUCUUACUCCUCUUCGUGACAUUGUCGUGUACGAAGGUCAGCCUGCUCAGUUCAAAACACAUAUUACUAGUAAAGUAAAGCCGACUAUUCAGUGGCUUCGGGAAGGUGCUCUUAUACCUGAGACUCCCGAUUUUCAAAUGAUCCAUGAAGGUACAAAUGCCGUUCUACUGAUCGGCAGCACCUACGAGGAAGACACCGGUAUCUUCACUUGUCGUGCCACCACAGCCGCCGGCCAGGUCGAGACCUCGGCUAAGCUAGUCGUCAAAAAAUCCAGGAGAGUUACUUCAAAGAAAAUGUAUGAAAAAGAAACAGAUGUAACAUCGUCAGAAGAAGUUGAUUCCUCUAUGGUAACCAAUAAAGUGUUUCACCAAACAACUGAAGAAAGUAAUAUAUUAAUAUUAAAACAAGUCGAAGAUGUACAAUCACGCCAAGUACCUUGGAGAAAACAAAGUGAAACCAAAGUAGAAGGAAAAGGUUUAGGAACAAAGCAUUGGAGAAAAUCACGAAAUGAAACCAAAACAUCAGUUGAAAAAAUCAAUCUUUUGGAAGAUUCUAAGUUCUUAACCAUAGAAAACCAAAAGGAAAUAAAACAAAAAGAGGAUGUUCAGACAACACAAUGGAGGAAGCCAAAGUUUUUAAGCAAAGAGAAAAUCGUUGAGGAUUCUGAAGAAAAAGUCAUAGAUAAAAAAGAAACUACAGAGUUAGAUCUUCUACAUAAACAAAUGGAAGAGGAUACGGAAGACACAAAAGUGGAACGCAGCGAAAAAUUGAAAUUUAGAAAAAGCAAAACUUCAUACGAUCAAGUAAAUAAAGAACCAAUUCAACCUUGGACUAAAGAGGCUAUCAAUCUCCGACCUACAAAAACCGAAAAAUCUGAAGUUGUAAAGCAAAAGAUAGAAGACGUUACAUUAAAACAAGUGAGAAAAAAAUCGUUACAAAAGUCAGAAGCUGUGAUGCUGGAAGAGUCACUGACAUCAGUAGAAGAUACAAUUAUUCUAAAAAUUACAAAUAAACAAAAAGUACAGGAAGAAGUAAAACCAGAGGAAGUUAUUCUCCAGCCUGUGAAAAAAGAGAAACCUCAAGAGGAUAAAAUACCCGAAGCGGUAUCUUGGCGCUCUGGUAAAAGAAGACCUAAAGAAGAUGCGCCAGUUGAAGACGAAGAAAUGACACCUCAACAACAGCAAGAGAAACCAACAGGAGAAAAACCUGAGGAAGUCAAAUUUAAACCUGAAAAGAAAGACAAACGUGAAGAGGAGGUCCAACCCGAAGAAACAAAAUGGCCUACAGGUAAGCGGCGGCCAAAAGAAGAACACCCAGUUGAAGAGGUCGUUCUUAAGCCUAUACCGAAACAAAAAGCACAGGAAGAAGUAAAACCAGAGGAAGUUAAACUUAAACCUGUAAAGAAAGACAAACGUGAAGAGGAGGUCCAACCCGAAGAAACAAAAUGGCCUACAGGUAAGCGGCGGCCAAAAGAAGAACAUCCAGUUGAAGAGGUCGUUCUUAAGCCUAUACCGAAACAAAAAGAACAGGAAGAAGUAAAACCAGAGGAAGUUAAACUUAAACCUGUAAAGAAAGACAAACGUGAAGAGGAGGUCCAACCCGAAGAAACAAAAUGGCCUACAGGUAAGCGGCGGCCAAAAGAAGAACACACAGUUGAAGAGGUCGUUCUUAAGCCUAUACCGAAACAAAAAGUACAGGAAGAAGUAAAACCAGAGGAAGUUAUUCUCCAGCCUGUGAAAAAAGAGAAACCUCAAGAGGAUAAAAUACCCGAAGCGGUAUCUUGGCGCUCUGGUAAAAGAAGACCUAAAGAAGAUGCGCCAGUUGAAGACGAAGAAAUUACACCUCAACAACAGCAAGAGAAAUCAACAGGAGAAAAACCUGAGGAAGUCAAAUUUAAACCUGAAAAGAAAGACAAACGUGAAGAGGAGGUCCAACCCGAAGAAACAAAAUGGCCUACAGGUAAGCGGCGGCCAAAAGAAGAACACCCAGUUGAAGAGGUCGUUCUUAAGCCUAUACCGAAACAAAAAGCACAGGAAGAAGUAAAACCAGAGGAAGUUAAACUUAAACCUGUAAAGAAAGACAAACGUGAAGAGGAGAUCCAACCCGAAGAAACAAAAUGGCCUACAGGUAAGCGGCGGCCAAAAGAAGAACAUCCAGUUGAAGAGGUCGUUCUUAAGCCUAUACCGAAACAAAAAGUACAGGAAGAAGUAAAACCAGAGGAAGUUAAACUUAAACCUGUAAAGAAAGACAAACGUGAAGAGGAGGUCCAACCCGAAGAAACAAAAUGGCCUACAGGUAAGCGGCGGCCAAAAGAAGAACAUCCAGUUGAAGAGGUCGUUCUUAAGCCUAUACCGAAACAAAAAGUACAGGAAGAAGUAAAACCAGAGGAAGUUAAACUUAAACCUGUAAAGAAAGACAAACGUGAAGAGGAGGUCCAACCCGAAGAAACAAAAUGGCCUACAGGUAAGCGGCGGCCAAAAGAAGAACACCCAGUUGAAGAGGUCGUUCUUAAGCCUAUACCGAAACAAAAAGUACAGGAAGAAGUAAAACCAGAGGAAGUUAAACUUAAACCUGUAAAGAAAGACAAACGUGAAGAGGAGGUCCAACCCGAAGAAACAAAAUGGCCUACAGGUAAGCGGCGGCCAAAAGAAGAACAUCCAGUUGAAGAGGUCGUUCUUAAGCCUAUACCGAAACAAAAAGUACAGGAAGAAGUAAAACCAGAGGAAGUUAAACUUAAACCUGUAAAGAAAGACAAACGUGAAGAGGAGGUCCAACCCGAAGAAACAAAAUGGCCUACAGGUAAGCGGCGGCCAAAAGAAGAACACCCAGUUGAAGAGGUCGUUCUUAAGCCUAUACCGAAACAAAAAGCACAGGAAGAAGUAAGACCAGAGGAAGUUAAACUUAAACCUGUAAAGAAAGACAAACGUGAAGAGGAGGUCCAACCCGAAGAAACAAAAUGGCCUACAGGUAAGCGGGGGCCAAAAGAAGAACACCCAGUUGAAGAGGUCGUUCUUAAGCCUAUACCGAAACAAAAAGCACAGGAAGAAGUAAAACCAGAGGAAGUCAAAUUUAAACCUGAAAAGAAAGACAAACGUGAAGAGGAGGUCCAACCCGAAGAAACAAAAUGGCCUACAGGUAAGCGGCGGCCAAAAGAAGAACACCCAGUUGAAGAGGUCGUUCUUAAGCCUAUACCGAAACAAAAAGUACAGGAAGAAGUAAAACCAGAGGAAGUUAAACUUAAACCUGUAAAGAAAGACAAACGUGAAGAGGAGGUCCAACCCGAAGAAACAAAGUGGCCUACAGGUAAGCGGCGGCCAAAAGAAGAACACCCAGUUGAAGAGGUCGUUCUUAAGCCUAUACCGAAACAAAAAGUACAGGAAGAAGUAAAAACAGAAGAAGUUAAACUUAAACCUGUAAAGAAAGACAAACGUGAAGAGGAGGUUCAACCCGAAGAAACAAAAUGGCCUACAGAUAAGCGGCGGCCAAAAGAAGAACACCCAGUUGAAGAGGUCGUUCUUAAGCCUGUACCGAAACAAAAAGUACAGGAAGAAGUAAAACCAGAGGAAGUUAUUCUCCAGCCUGUGAAAAAAGAGAAACCUCAAGAGGAUAAAAUACCCGAAGCGGUAUCUUGGCGCUCUGGUAAAAGAACACCUAAAGAAGAUGCGCCAGUUGAAGACGAAGAAAUGACACCUCAACAACAGCAAGAGAAACCAGCAGGAGAAGAACCUGAGGAAGUUAAACUUAAACCUGUAAAGAAAGACAAACGUGAAGAGGACGUCCUACCUGAAGAAAGUGAUAGGAUUAUAGAACCCUUGAAAAUUGACAAAAAUGGAAUAGAAAAUAUUGCAUUUGAAGAAAACUGCAGUAUUAUUUCAAUAUCAUCUGAAAGAAAAAUUAAAAAGCGUUUGAAAAAAAAUGAAAGCGCUGUUGAAGCUGGGCGACACUUAGAAGAAGAUGGACCUAAAAUAAUACAGCCCCUUAAAGCCAUCACAGUAUUAGAUAAUAAUGAAUUUGAACUUGACGUAACAUUUAAACCAGACGUAAUAGAUAAGAUUACUUGGUAUCAUAAUAAUCAAAAACUUGAGCAACGUGGUGACUGUUAUAUUAGCACAGAAAAUGGAAAAUCCAAAAUAAAAAUUUCUAAGGUGGAUAAAAAGAAAAUAGGCAAAUACGAAGUAGUGAUCGAAAAGGGUGAUAAUAUAGUCAAAUCGGCAAGCAGCAUUAAACUAUUCCAAUCGAAGAAUGAAUUGGUAGAACCUCCAACUUUUAUUAAAGUCCUAGCACCUACAGGGGUUCGUUUAGGCGAUAUAGUUCUAUUGGAAAUUGAAGUGAUAUCACAACCUUUGGCGUCAUUUCAGUGGUUCAUUGGUAAUAAAGAUAUAAUAAGCUAUACAAAAGAAAAUAAAGUACACAAUAUUUAUAUUACAAAUAAAGAAAACGUGUCAUGUCUUUGUAUAGAAAAUAUGACACCAGAAUUAUUUGGAAUAAUUACAUGCAGGGCAGAAAAUUUUGGUGGAUCAGUAGCAUGUUCUUCCUCAUUAUAUUUGAUAAAAGAUGAUGAUGAUGAGACAAUAGGACAGGCUCCAAAAUUCUUGUCACAUCUUAAGCCUACGGUUGUUAUGGAUGGCGAUCCAAUAUUACUUCAGUGUACAAUAAAAGGCGAUCCCUUUCCCAAAGUUAAUUGGUAUCGCAAUGGAAAGUUGAUUGAAUGGGCAAGAGAUAUAGUAAUUGGCCGUCAGAAAUCCGGCUUAAACGAAAUUUGCAUAAAAGAAGCAUUUCCUGAAAUGUCAGGCAAUUACAGCUGUGUAGCUACAAAUAAUUUUGGAACUAGCAGCUCUGAAUGUGUUGUCACUGUGGAAGCAUAUGAGUACGUACCGAGUGCCUCUGAAGAAGACGUCCUAAGUGACGAGAAGGCAAGCGAUAUUGAAGAGUUUGCUCCUAUAAUCGUAAAAGCUUUACCAACGGUAGUAACAACGUCUGAAGGGGAUUUGACAAGAUUGGAAGCUAAAGCAAUUGGUAUGCCUAAGCCGGAAAUUAGAUGGCUUAAACAGGGUAUAGAAAUUAAUCAGUCGCAAGAGUAUCAAAUCGAAGAGUUGGAAGAUGGAACAUCUAUAUUAAUUUUACCUGAAGUAUAUCAAGACGACACAGGAGAAAUUUCUUUUGAAGCUCAUAACUAUCUUGGCGUCACGUCCACUAUUGCAGCUCUUUCCGUCGAAAGUAUCGUUGGAACAAAAGAGUACCGAAAACCCGAAUGGGUAAUACACAUGGAAGAUUUGCAAGCUUCUCUGAAAGCAACUCAGGCAGUGCCCACAUUUAUUAAACAAAUUAUAGGAGAGAGAGUUAAGGAAGGAGAAUCGGUAGCAUUUGAAGCUACUUACAGUGGUAAUCCGAUACCAGAAAUCGUGUGGUACAAGGAUGACAAGGUUAUAAAAACAAAUGAAAAUUAUUUGAUUGAACAUAAAGAUAAGUUGACUAUUUGCAAAAUACCGAAAGCCAAAAAAGAACUAGAAGGUAUUUACAAAUGCAAGGCUGUUAGUGAUAUAGGUAUGGCUAUAACUAAAGCUACUUUACAAGUAUUCGAAUCAGAAGAAAAGAUUGAAAAAAAUCUUGCACAAAGAACUAAAACCGAAGUACUAAAAAAAGAAGAGGUAAUAAAAACUGAUGAGGAAAACUUAAAAUCUGAGGUACAAACAGAAGAGAAUGAAAGGGAAAAAGUUCAACCUUCGAGAAAGGAAUUCGCAAGGACCGAGACAACCUCAUCUACAGUAAUUGAGGCUGACUACGUUGAAAUUACAGAUAAAGCAACAUUAAAAAAGGUUGAAGACGGUAAAAAAAUUAAAAAGCCAUCUCCACGCAAUGUAGAACCUGUAGUCGUACCAAGUGAAUAUUUAAUUACUUCCGAACAACAGAAAGACGAAGUAGUAAAAACGUUAGAUAAAUUUGUUUAUGACAGUCAAAAGGCAAUUAUAAAAACAGUUGAAGAAAGUACAAAUAUGGUUGCCGAAAUAAAUGAAUUGCUUGAAUUAUUACAUGCAAAAGAGUUCGGUCCAGGAGAAUCAACAUUACGGGAGCUAGCUAAAAUAGGUUACCUGUUGCGAAGCGGAGUAACAACAGAACAAAUCGAGACAUUAUACGAUUCGGAAUACUUUCCAGCUCUAAGAAUGCCUCAAUCGCAAGCUGCUUUGGUACAAUUAGUAGAAAGGGAAGGUCACAGUGCACUCAUAACUAAUGUUUUCACACAAGAGACAGUUCAAGAAGAGGAUGUUAUCGCUUCGAAGGUUGGUUUUAAGGCCUUUAUGAAUAUGGUCGAGUUGAGGCAUGCCACCGUCGAAGAGGUCAUCUCUCAUCUUUAUCCUCAGGACUUUGAAGCCCGUUCCUGGGAAGAAAAAGAAGCGCAAGAGGUUGUGGUAAAAUCUCCCGCCAAAAACCUUGCCACGCAAUCGUCUAUACUUGUGUUGGAAGAUACGAAGAAAACUUCAGAGAAAGGAAGACUUCAGAAAGUCGAUAAUAAAGAAAAUAACAAAUACAAACAAUGUAAACAGCAAAGGACAGAUUUUGAUGAAGAAACAAUAGAAGAGGAGGUGUCAUCGAAAAAAAUGAAACUAAAAUUGUUCCCCGCACAAACUAGUAAAUGUUUACAAGAAGAAAACGUUAAUGUUUUGGAAAAUGAAAGUUUGAACUAUAAGUCUAUGCUCCCAACCGAAAUAUAUGACAGUAGAAUUGAAAUAGUAUCUGGUAGUGAAGUAACACAUAUUAUGCCUCAAGAGAAAAUACGAGAUGCGACCGCUAAAAUUAAAUUCGAUACCAACUAUCCUCUUGUUAGUAAUAUUCAAGAAACACACGAUAAGGAAGACCAACUUUGUGUGAAAGAUAAAGUAGCUGGUAAAACGGUAAAAAAGAUAUUUAAUGAACUUGAAUCAUUACAAGUCACUCAAAUUGAGCCUGAAUCAGUGGUUGAUGAGUAUGAAGCAGAAAAAAUAAAACUUGAUAAUAAAGUACACACAGAUACUGUACAAGCAGAAGGUCUUGUGACUACGGAAACACUUAUUAAUUUAUCUGUGGCUGACUUGAUUGUAGAUUCACAAGAUAUUAGAACAGCUAAAAGCUCAUUUAUUCUUCAAAACGCUUAUAACACUACAGAAGAGGUAGCAUCAUCAAAAGAAUCUCCUUUAAAAGAUUGUCAGCUAUCUACAUCUUUUGCAUCAGUGUCAGUAACACCAUUAUUAGAACUUAAAGUUACUGAAGUUAAUGAAGGUAGUAAAGAAGCUGAAUUUCAUAAACAAAAUAAUGAAAUAUCUGUACCUCCAAACCCAAAAUAUGAUAUAUUAGAACCAUUACUCGUACAAGAAAUUUUCAUUGAGGAUAAAUCAGGUAAAUACUAUCCAGAAUUGAUAGUUCCUACUGAAGUGGCUAAAAGGGAUAUUUUGGUUUCAAACCAAGUUAUUACUGAGAUGCAGGAAAUACAAGAAAAAGAGAGUCCAAUUCCUAAAUUAAAGAUGCCACCUCUACAGGAGGUCAAUGUUAAUAUACCAUCUGAAAAUAGUAUCUUAGUGUAUACAAGCGAUGUUCGUGAAAAGGAAGGUUUAAUAGAUAAAACAGACCUUCCGACAGAGAUACAUAUUCAAGAAGAUAUUCUUUUACAUUCUUGCCUUGAAAAUUUUGAAACAACAUCUCACGUUAAAGAAAAAGAAUUUACUCCAAAAGUAACUGAAGAAAAAUGUGCAGGUAUCACUUUUAAUGAACAUCAUCACAAAUAUGACAUAGAAACGAAUGUAAUGGAUUCUGAAAAUACUUUACUACAAAAAGAGCCAACAAAACAAAAUACUGCUCAAGUAACCAUUUCCGUUUUAGAUAAAAAUAUGGUUGAAGAGGUAAAUAUUCAUGAAAGAGAGCAGGAGUUACAUUUCGAAGAAUUCAAAACUCCAGCAAAAGCUAAUAUUGAUGUUAAGUCAUCUGAAAGUAUAAUUACUUCAACGCCCACAUAUUUAAUAACUACGGAAGAUUUGAAAACAUCAGAAGUCUUUCCUGACAAAAUUGCCAAUGAAACUGUAAUUACAGAACAUGCAAGAAUAGUAACUUCACCUUUUAUUCACGACCAAGAAAUUGAAUCCAAAAAUUAUGAUACAACUUUGGAAAAUGUGUCCGUUUCACUUAUACCUAUUAAUUCACUAUCCGUUCUUGAAUUGAACUGUCCAGAAUCUGAAACGAAAUUACAUACUGAAAAAAUGCCUGAAGCGGCAAAUACCAGACCAAUUUUAACUCAUAAUCUAAAAACACAUAUCUGUCACGAAAUUACAACAGCUGAUCAGAUUGAUAUAUUCAAUCAACAAGUGCAUAACGACAAAUAUGCUUCAGAAAAAAGAGAUUUACAAACAGAAGUAACAGUCCUUCAACCAGCCGUUGAAGAUCAAAUUCAAAAUUUUGAUCUUAAUUUAGAACGUGCAUUAACUGCAAAGACAUCUUUUAAAGAAAAUGAAAGUUUAAAUAUAACAGAAACCAUACCGAGCUAUGUAGAAACAAGUUUAACUAUAGAGGAGACAUCUUUUAAUAAAGUUGAAGUCAAAAUAGAUAUAGAACAUAAAGUUCCAGUUGUUCUCGAAAAUAACUUACCUGAUUCUCUUAGUCAAUUAAAAGAAAUUCCAUCGAACCUUCAAGAAGCUGAACUGAUACCGAAUGUUAUAUAUCCUUUAACGGUUUCAGAGAAUAGAGUAUUGGAAAGUCAAGAUAUUUUAGAUAACAUGGUCAAACCCAAUUUAAAAACUAUUAUACCUGAUGUAGUGCCUGUUGAAGAAUCACUUAAUAUUUCAGAAAUAAUGGUUAACGAAAAAGAACGAGAAUAUGAGCAAAACAAGGAAUUUAAGCAAACGUGUAAAGUUUUCGAAAACGUUGUUUGUAGACCGGUAGCUUCAACAUUGGAAGUGACAGAUAAUACUGACAUAAACACAUUUGAUCUCACUGAUACAGUAGAAACAAAAACUGCAAAUGUUCAAAAUAUUCCACUCAAAGAAGUUAUAGUUUCAUCUAUACUUUGUAAUGAGAAGGAGAGUUUGAUGACUUCCAAAAAAACAAAAUACGAAGAAGCCACUCUUGAUAUGAUUUCAAAAGAGGCACUUAUUGUAGAUGAAACUGUAGCGGAAAUGAAACCUUCUUAUCUUAAUUCUGAAAACAAAUUUAAUAAAGUUGAAGUAACACCUCAAUCCGUGUUGUGCGAAGCGAUAUUAGAAGAGGAAACCUUCGUUCACACUUCUGAACGGAAUUUCGAUGAAAAAGAUAAAGAACCUGAAAAAAGCGCUGUUAUUUCAGUCUCUGGUUUAAAAGCACCAGAAUUACAGGAAAAUACAUUGGUCGAAAGAGAAAAACAAUUUUCUCCCUUGAAAUUACCUGGAGAACAAAAAGUAAAUAUAAAAAUAUUAGAAAAUCAAAGCCUGGAAACCAGUGAGAUAUUAUCUCAAUCCGAAAUCCUAGGUGAAAUUACUGAAUUAGCAAUUUCUAAUAGAAACGCAAUAACAAAAAUGGAUAAUAUAUAUGGUAAAGUCCCAAAUAUUGAUGAAAUUAACGUUAUUCUAACAACGCAAGAACUUAAUACACGUGUUUUAGAACAAAAACCUAAAAUAAGUCCUUUAGAAUUAUUUAAUAUAGAACAAACAGAAACAGUUACUGCAGAAAAAGAAAGUUUGUUUAAAGACCAAAAACCUUUAGAGUCCAAUAUAACCCCGAAAAUUGUUGAAUCUGAAGCUCUAAUUCAAUCUUCAACAAGUAUUAAUGAAAAAGAAAAAGAAUUUGAAAGUGAUGUAGAUAUUCCUGUUAGGGAUGCUUCUCUUAAGGUUAUCCCUCACAGCAGCAUUUUAGGAACAGAAGUUGUUACAGCCACUGAAACCGAAUAUAUCAACAAGCCUUCAGGUAAACCUGAAUCAAAAACAUUAACAGAAGUUAUAGAGACGCGGAAAGCUAUAGACGUUUCAGAAGUUACAACCAGUGAAUUUGAAGAUAUUUUUAUAAGUAAUGUGUUGCCAGAAGAGGUUAAUCUGAACCCAAAGCAAAAUAUUUCAAUUUUAUCAUCAAUUGGAACAACUGAAACAAUAGUUAUUGAUCAGGAAGAGGUAUUUAAUCAAAAAGAACCGAAACGUCUUCAAGCUACUUUAUGCCUUGAUAGAAUUCACUCUCUUGAUGUAUCAGAAGAUAUUGUAGCAGAUAAAGAAGGCAAACUAAUUUUAGAAAAACCUAUAAAUAAAUCUAUAAGUGAAAUCAAUAUAGACGCUUAUCAUCAUUUGAAUGUUGAGGAAUAUCAUGUUUCUGAAAGUGAGAGUGAUCUGAAGGAAAUUAACAAAGUCGAGGAAAAAAAAGAUUAUACCCUAGAUUACAUAAAACCUCUUUACGUCACUGAUGUAAGAAGUGAAGAACAUGUAGAGCAUUUCUUAAUCGAUAAUGAAAAUAAUGCCGUAAAUUCAUUUGUUGGUUUUGAAAAAGAAGAUCAUCUUAAUAUUCUACAAAUAACUCCAUUGGAAAUGGGAGAAACGUUGGAUGAAGUUUAUCAACUGGUACCCAAAAAUUUAUUACCUAACAUUGAAGAAGGUAAUCACACAAUUACAGUGCACGAAGUUCAACCAUUAGAAAUCAGUCAGGGAAUUGAAAUUAAAUCUAUUAAUGAUUCGCAAUCAGCUAAGUCCUUAUUUGAUUUAAGACCCGCUCUUGAAGUAAAUGAGGUUAUGACGAGGGAGUCGGAAGAGGAUUUGACUUUAAAAAGUACUCCUAAACAAGAAAAUGCUUCGCUUGACUUAGAAUCUCUCGAACAUAUUACAGUAACAGAUAUGUUAAUCCAAGAUAAGGAAAAAGAACUUUAUCAUGAAUUUGUUAAUAAAUCAGCUUUAAAUCAAGAUUUGAAUAUAAAUACAACCAAUCAUCUAACAAUCUGUGAAACAGUAGUAGUUGAAGACAGUAUAAAACUAGAUAAUGAGAUAAACAAACAAGAAAAUGCGGUUACAACUUAUGUCUUUAAAGAAUCUUUAAGUGAAAGAGAACAUCAAAUAAUAGAAAGUGUUGAUAAACUCUUCCCUCUAAAACAGCCACAAAGUAAUAGUGCACAAGAAAAUAUAUAUUGUCUGAAUGCUGUAGAGCAAACAGAACCAAAGUUCGAUAAUGUUUUUGAUUCAUUACAAGAAAGAAAAGAAACUUUGUCAAAGAAGGAAACAAUAUCUAUUGCGCAGACUGUUAAUGACGAAGUUUUGUUGACUGUAUUUCCUGAGGUAGUCGAAAGUAUUACAUCAUUGCCUGAAAUAUGUAUACCACACUCAGAAUCUGCUAAUUAUGAUUUAGAGGUAAACAAGUCAUAUUUAACUCAAGAACACGUCAUUGACGACUCUAUUGAAAAAAUUAUUACUCAAAAAGAUAUUUCUAAAGUAGCUGAUGAACAAAUUAUCGAAUUGAAGGGUAUCAACCAAAUUGAAAUUGUAUUAGGAGAAGAAAUCCAAAGUUUUGGGGUUCCAGAAUUUGAUAUAAAUAAAAAACAAAUAGCUUCUGUUUUAAAUGAUGAAGUAUCUAUUACAAAAGAAGAAAUUAAAUUUUUUAAAGAACCAGUGGAAGACAAAAUAGUUUUACAAGAGGACAUAGAGAUAUUAGAAGAUACAAGACGACAUUCUUUAUCAUCUAAAUCAUCAGACGUUGAAGAAUCUGAAGAAAUUAUAACCAAAUUUAUGCAAGCUCCAGGUAACAAGGAACCUAUAAAAAUAAGAACAAAACGGACGGUAAUAAAAAAGAAAAGGAAAUCUGAAACUGAUCGUAAAACAGACGGUGACAUAGUAAUAGAAGAAACAAUGGAGGAUGACAACAAGGAUAAAAUAAUUCACCGUCUAACACAUGACGUUCAAAUUGAAGAGUAUGAUGGCGUGGAUUCAACGGAAACUAAUCAUAAUGGUUUAGUUGAGCUACCAGAGGAACAAUUUGAUUUCCCGAUAUUAAAAUCGCGUAUGAGUAUAGAAGAAGUUACAGAAAAAAAAAUUGAAAAAGUAAGGGAAAUGACCCAAGAGAAAAUUGAAGAGGUAACAGUGAAGGAAGUUGAAACUGAGGAAAGGGAUAUUCAAAAAAUAAAAACAGCUAAACAUGUUAUUAAGAAAAAGCAAGACGAAAUCGAAAAAGAUGAUAAGAAGUCUGUCACUACCGCAACUGUCACAGAGGAGAAGAUACCCGACGAGAAAGAAGUUCUCAAACCCGUUGAAAUUGUUGAACUACCGGAAGAGACUACUGUAGAGGAAACGGAAACUCCAGAAGGUAAGACUAAACAUAAGAAAAUCACCAAACGCGUUAUUAAAAAGCGCGUGGGACCUAAGGUCGAAACUACACAAAUAACUACCGAACAAGAUGAUGAUGAAAAACCUGUCAUAACUGUACACAAAACAGAAGAAUACACAGACGAAACAGUAACACCGCUCGAAUCAUUACUCAAACCUGACACUGCAGAAGUGAUUGAAGAGGUUCCUGAAGUAGUAAAAGUGACCGAAGUGAAAACUGAGACUGGAGAUACGCAGAAAGUUAAAACAACUAAACGUGUCAUUAAGAAAAAGCAAGGCAAAAAGCAAGAGGUAACAGAAAUAGUCACAGUCGAAAAAGAUGACGAGAAGCCUGUCACUACCGUAACUGUCACAGAGGAGAAGAUACCUGAAGAGGAAGAAGUUCUCAAACCCGUUGAAAUUGUUGAACUACCGGAAGAGACUACUGUAGAGGAAACGGAAACUCCAGAAGGUAAGACUAAACAUAAGAAAAUCACCAAACGCGUUAUUAAAAAGCGCGUGGGACCUAAGGUCGAAACUACACAAAUAACUACCGAACAAGAUGAUGAUGAAAAACCUGUCAUAACUGUACACAAAACAGAAGAAUACACAGACGAAACAGUAACACCACUCGAAACAUUACUCACACCUGACACUGCAGAAGUGAUUGAAGAGGUUCCGGAAGUAGUAAAAGUGACCGAAGUGAAAACUGAGACUGGAGACACGCAGAAAGUUAAAACAACUAAACGUGUCAUUAAGAAAAAGCAAGGCAAAAAGCAAGAGGUAACAGAAAUAGUCACAGUCGAAAAAGAUGACGAGAAGCCUGUCACUACCGUAACAGUCACAGAGGAGAAAAUACCUGAAGAGGAAGAAGUUCUCAAACCCGUUGAAAUUGUUGAACUACCAGAAGAGACUACUGUAGAGGAAACGGAAACUCCAGAAGGUAAGACUAAACAUAAGAAAAUCACCAAACGGGUUAUUAAAAAGCGCGUGGGACCUAAGGUCGAAACUACACAAAUAACUACCGAACAAGAUGAUGAUGAAAAACCUGUCAUAACUGUACACAAAACAGAAGAAUACACAGACGAAACAGUAACACCGCUCGAAUCAUUACUCAAACCUGACACUGCAGAAGUGAUUGAAGAGGUUCCUGAAGUAGUAAAAGUGACCGAAGUGAAAACUGAGACUGGAGACACGCAGAAAGUUAAAACAACUAAACGUGUCAUUAAGAAAAAGCAAGGCAAAAAGCAAGAGGUAACAGAAAUAGUCACAGUCGAAAAAGAUGACGAGAAGCCUGUCACUACCGUAACUGUCACAGAGGAGAAGAUACCUGAAGAGGAAGAAGUUCUCAAACCAAUUGAAAUUGUUGAACUACCGGAAGAGACUACUGUAGAGGAAACGGAAACUCCAGAAGGUAAGACUAAACAUAAGAAAAUCACCAAACGCGUUAUUAAAAAGCGCGUGGGACCUAAGGUCGAAACUACACAAAUAACUACCGAACAAGAUGAUGAUGAAAAACCUGUCAUAACUGUACACAAAACAGAAGAAUACACAGACGAAACAGUAACACCGCUCGAAUCAUUACUCAAACCUGACACUGCAGAAGUGAUUGAAGAGGUUCCUGAAGUAGUAAAAGUGACCGAAGUGAAAACUGAGACUGGAGACACGCAGAAAGUUAAAACAACUAAACGUGUCAUUAAGAAAAAGCAAGGCAAAAAGCAAGAGGUAACAGAAAUAGUCACAGUCGAAAAAGAUGACGAGAAGCCUGUCACUACCGUAACUGUCACAGAGGAGAAGAUACCUGAAGAGGAAGAAGUUCUCAAACCCGUUGAAAUUGUUGAACUACCGGAAGAGACUACUGUAGAGGAAACGGAAACUCCAGAAGGUAAGACUAAACAUAAGAAAAUCACCAAACGCGUUAUUAAAAAGCGCGUGGGACCUAAGGUCGAAACUACACAAAUAACUACCGAACAAGAUGAUGAUGAAAAACCUGUCAUAACUGUACACAAAACAGAAGAAUACACAGACGAAACAGUAACACCGCUCGAAUCAUUACUCAAACCUGACACUGCAGAAGUGAUUGAAGAGGUUCCUGAAGUAGUAAAAGUGACCGAAGUGAAAACUGAGACUGGAGACACGAAGAAAGUUAAAACAACUAAACGUGUCAUUAAGAAAAAGCAAGGCAAAAAGCAAGAGGUAACAGAAAUAGUCACAGUCGAAAAAGAUGACGAGAAGCCUGUCACUACCGUAACAGUCACAGAGGAGAAAAUACCUGAAGAGGAAGAAGUUCUCAAACCCGUUGAAAUUGUUGAACUACCAGAAGAGACUACUGUAGAGGAAACGGAAACUCCAGAAGGUAAGACUAAACAUAAGAAAAUCACCAAACGGGUUAUUAAAAAGCGCGUGGGACCUAAGGUCGAAACUACACAAAUAACUACCGAACAAGAUGAUGAUGAAAAACCUGUCAUAACUGUACACAAAACAGAAGAAUACACAGACGAAACAGUAACACCCCUCGAAACACUACUCAAACCUGAUACAGCAGAAGUGAUUGAAGAGGUUCCGGAAGUAGUAAAAGUGACCGAAGUGAAAACUGAGACUGGAGACACGCAGAAAGUUAAAACAACUAAACGUGUCAUUAAGAAAAAGCAAGGCAAAAAGCAAGAGGUGACAGAAAUAGUCACAGUCGAAAAAGAUGACGAGAAGCCUGUCACUACCGUAACAGUCACAGAGGAGAAAAUACCUGAAGAGGAAGAAGUUCUCAAACCCGUUGAAAUUGUUGAACUACCAGAAGAGACUACUGUAGAGGAAACGGAAACUCCAGAAGGUAAGACUAAACAUAAGAAAAUCACCAAACGGGUUAUUAAAAAGCGCGUGGGACCUAAGGUCGAAACUACACAAAUAACUACCGAACAAGAUGAUGAUGAAAAACCUGUCAUAACUGUACACAAAACAGAAGAAUACACAGACGAAACAGUAACACCCCUCGAAACACUACUCAAAUCUGAUACAGCAGAAGUGAUUGAAGAGGUUCCGGAAGUAGUAAAAGUGACCGAAGUGAAAACUGAGACUGGAGACACGCAGAAAGUUAAAACAACUAAACGUGUCAUUAAGAAAAAGCAAGGCAAAAAGCAAGAGGUAACAGAAAUAGUCACAGUCGAAAAAGAUGACGAGAAGCCUGUCACUACCGUAACUGUCACAGAGGAGAAGAUACCUGAAGAGGAAGAAGUUCUCAAACCCGUUGAAAUUGUUGAACUACCGGAAGAGACUACUGUAGAGGAAACGGAAACUCCAGAAGGUAAGACUAAACAUAAGAAAAUCACCAAACGCGUUAUUAAAAAGCGCGUGGGACCUAAGGUCGAAACUACACAAAUAACUACCGAACAAGAUGAUGAUGAAAAACCUGUCAUAACUGUACACAAAACAGAAGAAUACACAGACGAAACAGUAACACCGCUCGAAUCAUUACUCAAACCUGACACUGCAGAAGUGAUUGAAGAGGUUCCUGAAGUAGUAAAAGUGACCGAAGUGAAAACUGAGACUGGAGACACGCAGAAAGUUAAAACAACUAAACGUGUCAUUAAGAAAAAGCAAGGCAAAAAGCAAGAGGUAACAGAAAUAGUCACAGUCGAAAAAGAUGACGAGAAGCCUGUCACUACCGUAACAGUCACAGAGGAGAAAAUACCUGAAGAGGAAGAAGUUCUCAAACCCGUUGAAAUUGUUGAACUACCAGAAGAGACUACUGUAGAGGAAACGGAAACUCCAGAAGGUAAGACUAAACAUAAGAAAAUCACCAAACGGGUUAUUAAAAAGCGCGUGGGACCUAAGGUCGAAACUACACAAAUAACUACCGAACAAGAUGAUGAUGAAAAACCUGUCAUAACUGUACACAAAACAGAAGAAUACACAGACGAAACAGUAACCCCACUCGAAACAUUACUCACACCUGACACUGCAGAAGUAAUUGAAGAGGUUCCGGAAGUAAAAAAAGUGACCGAAGUGAAAACUGAGACUGGAGACACGCAGAAAGUUAAAACAACUAAACGUGUCAUUAAGAAAAAGCAAGGCAAAAAGCAAGAGGUAACAGAAAUAGUCACAGUCGAAAAAGAUGACGAGAAGCCUGUCACUACCGUAACUGUCACAGAGGAGAAGAUGCCUGAAGAGGAAGAAGUUCUCAAACCCGUUGAAAUUGUUGAACUACCGGAAGAGACUACUGUAGAGGAAACGGAAACUCCAGAAGGUAAGACUAAACAUAAGAAAAUCACCAAACGCGUUAUUAAAAAGCGCGUGGGACCUAAGGUCGAAACUACACAAAUAACUACCGAACAAGAUGAUGAUGAAAAACCUGUCAUAACUGUACACAAAACAGAAGAAUACACAGACGAAACAGUAACACCGCUCGAAUCAUUACUCAAACCUGACACUGCAGAAGUGAUUGAAGAGGUUCCGGAAGUAGUAAAAGUGACCGAAGUGAAAACUGAGACUGGAGACACGCAGAAAGUUAAAACAACUAAACGUGUCAUUAAGAAAAAGCAAGGCAAAAAGCAAGAGGUAACAGAAAUAGUCACAGUCGAAAAAGAUGACGAGAAGCCUGUCACUACCGUAACUGUCACAGAGGAGAAGAUACCUGAAGAGGAAGAAGUUCUCAAACCUGUUGAAAUUGUUGAACUACCGGAAGAGACUACUGUAGAGAAAACGGAAACUCCAGAAGGUAAGACUAAACAUAAGAAAAUCACCAAACGCGUCAUUAAAAAGCGCGUAGGACCUAAGGUCGAAACUACACAAAUAACUACCGAACAAGAUGAUGAUGAAAAACCUGUCAUAACUGUACACAAAACAGAAGAAUACACAGACGAAACAGUAACCCCACUCGAAACAUUACUCACACCUGACACUGCAGAAGUCAUUGAAGAGGUUCCGGAAGUAGUAAAAGUGACCGAAGUGAAAACUGAGACUGGAGACACGCAGAAAGUUAAAACAACUAAACGUGUCAUUAAGAAAAAGCAAGGCAAAAAGCAAGAGGUAACAGAAAUAGUCACAGUCGAAAAAGAUGACGAGAAGCCUGUCACUACAGUAACUGUCACAGAGGAGAAGAUACCUGAAGAGGAAGAAGUUCUCAAACCCGUUGAAAUUGUUGAACUACCGGAAGAGACUACUGUAGAGGAAACGGAAACUCCAGAAGGUAAGACUAAACAUAAGAAAAUCACCAAACGCGUUAUUAAAAAGCGCGUAGGACCUAAGGUCGAAACUACACAAAUAACUACCGAACAAGAUGAUGAUGAAAAACCCGUCAUAACUGUACACAAAACAGAAGAAUACACAGACGAAACAGUAACACCACUCGAAUCAUUACCCACACCUGACACUGCAGAAGUGAUUGAAGAGGUUCCGGAAGUAGUAAAAGUGACCGAAGUGAAAACUCAGACUGGAGACACGCAGAAAGUUAAAACAACUAAACGUGUCAUUAAGAAAAAGCAAGGCAAAAAGCAAGAGGUAACAGAAAUAGUCACAGUCGAAAAAGAUGACGAGAAGCCUGUCACUACCGUAACUGUCACAGAGGAGAAGAUACCUGAAGAGGAAGAAGUUCUCAAACCCGUUGAAAUUGUUGAACUACCGGAAGAGACUACUGUAGAGGAAACGGAAACUCCAGAAGGUAAGACUAAACAUAAGAAAAUCACCAAACGCGUUAUUAAAAAGCGCGUAGGACCUAAGGUCGAAACUACACAAAUAACUACCGAACAAGAUGAUGAUGAAAAACCUGUCAUAACUGUACACAAAACAGAAGAAUACACAGACGAAACAGUAACACCACUCGAAACAUUACUCACACCUGACACUGCAGAAGUGAUUGAAGAGGUUCCGGAAGUAGUAAAAGUGACCGAAGUGAAAACUGAGACUGGAGACACGCAGAAAGUUAAAACAACUAAACGUGUCAUUAAGAAAAAGCAAGGCAAAAAGCAAGAGGUAACAGAAAUAGUCACAGUCGAAAAAGAUGACGAGAAGCCUGUCACUACCGUAACUGUCACAGAGGAGAAGAUACCUGAAGAGGAAGAAGUUCUCAAACCCGUUGAAAUUGUUGAACUACCGGAAGAGACUACUGUAGAGGAAACGGAAACUCCAGAAGGUAAGACUAAACAUAAGAAAAUCACCAAACGCGUUAUUAAAAAGCGCGUAGGACCUAAGGUCGAAACUACACAAAUAACUACCGAACAAGAUGAUGAUGAAAAACCUGUCAUAACUGUACACAAAACAGAAGAAUACACAGACGAAACAGUAACCCCACUCGAAACAUUACUCACACCUGACACUGCAGAAGUGAUUGAAGAGGUUCCGGAAGUAGUAAAAGUGACCGAAGUGAAAACUGAGACUGGAGACACGCAGAAAGUUAAAACAACUAAACGUGUCAUUAAGAAAAAGCAAGGCAAAAAGCAAGAGGUAACAGAAAUAGUCACAGUCGAAAAAGAUGACGAGAAGCCUGUCACUACCGUAACUGUCACAGAGGAGAAGAUACCUGAAGAGGAAGAAGUUCUCAAACCUGUUGAAAUUGUUGAACUACCGGAAGAGACUACUGUAGAGGAAACGGAAACUCCAGAAGGUAAGACUAAACAUAAGAAAAUCACCAAACGCGUUAUUAAAAAGCGCGUAGGACCUAAGGUCGAAACUACACAAAUAACUACCGAACAACAUGAUGAUGAAAAACCCGUCAUAACUGUACACAAAACAGAAGAAUACACAGACGAAACAGUAACACCACUCGAAACAAUACUCAAACCUGACACUGCAGAAGUGAUUGAAGAGGUUCCGGAAGUAGUAAAAGUGACCGAAGUGAAAACUGAGACUGGAGACACGCAGAAAGUUAAAACAACUAAACGUGUCAUUAAGAAAAAGCAAGGCAAAAAGCAAGAGGUAACAGAAAUAGUCACAGUCGAAAAAGAUGACGAGAAGCCUGUCACUACCGUAACUGUCACAGAGGAGAAGAUACCUGAAGAGGAAGAAGUUCUCAAACCUGUUGAAAUUGUUGAACUACCGGAAGAGACUACUGUAGAGGAAACGGAAACUCCAGAAGAUAUCCCUGAAAAUAUACAAGUUGUUGAACGAAAAACAGCUACGAGAAAGAAACAUCAUCCGAAGAAGGAACACACAGAGGACCAGAUUGACAAAGAAAUUGGAGAUAAGAUUACUGAGAAUAAAAAACCAAAAAAACUUUUAAAACCUGAGAAAAUCCAGCGAAUCGAGCUGAAAAUAGACGAAGCUAAAUUUGCAGAGGAGUCCAUUCAGCCACAAUUCUCUAAAAUAAAAUUAAAAAAGCCUACGAUUAAGCCUAGACCAGAACCAUCUACAGUUAUUUUACCCAAAUUUCAAUUAAAAAGUCGAAUUAAGUUUAUUACCGAUUGGCCUCCAAAACAGAUAACUCCUAUUGUUACAUUUUUGGGAAGUGUGCGUCAGAACGGUGAACUGUCAAGAAACAUUAAAGAAGCUGCUAAAUUGCGAAAAAAAGUGAUUAAGUCAGUUAAUUUACCGGAAUUAGUAAAAACUGAACUUGAAAAGCCUUUAUUUACUCACUCGGAUAUAGUAGAUAGUCGUAAUCAACCGAAAGAAGCCACCUAUGAAAUAGAUGAUAGUGUUAUGGAAAGUAGAUUAGUUGAAAAACAAAAUGACUUGUUAGAUGAACGCCAAGAUAAGUCCGUAAUGGAAGAACCAGAGAACUUUACAGUUACACCUCGGAGGCCUAGUGUUAAAAAAGUAGAAGAGUUAGUAGAUGAAAUAACUAUAAAAAAGAAACUUAAGCCAGUUCGAAAAUCAUCGGUGACUGUGACUGAAAUAACUGAACCCGAGGAAGUAACUUUUAGACCAAAAGUAACUAAAACUAAGGAGGAUGUUGAACAAGAAUUUAAUAUUCAGCUGGAUUCUUACGCGGAGGAGGAAAUAUCGAUGUCGAGUAAAGUCAAACUCAAACAACAAAGACAGCCAACAUUUACUGAAGAAGCAGAUGAAACUUCCAUUAAAUUUUAUGAAGAAAAGUUAAAAGAAGGCGUUGAUAUAGUUGAAAUAAUUGAUGACAUGGAUAAAGAAGAUAACAAUGAUUUCAUAAUACCUUUGAAAAAACCAUUUAUUAAAAAUACCGACGAAAUAAAUUCAAACGUUACUGUUCCAAAACCCAAACCAGUUCAACAGAAAACAGAAUUUUUCGAAGACGUAACGUUCGAUUUAGGAAAGCAAAGGCAAUAUGUUACCGAUGACCAAGAAAUUUCUUUUGACAUCAGACAGCAAACAGAAGUCUUGAUGCAACAAGAACUUAAUUUGUCGAGUAAUAUUAAAUUAGCAGCCAAAAGAAAACCUACAAUUUCUGAGGCAGGCGAUACAACUUCUAUUAUAAUUGAAAAGGAAAUUCAGUCAGACGCACAUGCGGAUGAAGUUAUUUUAAGCGAUGAUGAAAUUGAAAGCAAUGUUGAAAUGGUUAUAAAAAGAAAACCCUCGAAACAAACGUAUGAAGUGAAUGAAGUAGAAGAAUUAAAUGUAGAUCUAAGACCCAAAAGGCCUUCUUGUGAAACUUUUGAGGGAGAGCAAGUGACCAUAUCGACAAAACGCAAACCUCAGAAACACAUAAAAGUUCAGGAAGCUGAAGUAUCUAUUAGUAUAGCCAAAGAGCAAGAAUUUCCAGAUACCCCUGUUAAUGUGCGAUGUGGUGAUACUGUCUUCGCGGUUUAUUCGUAUGUUGCCGAAACAGAAGAGGCUAUUAAUUUAGUUGAAGGAGAAAGACUUUAUAUCUUAGAAACCACGAAUCAAGAUUGGUGGUUUGUUCGUAAACAUCUCACUGAAGAAAAGGGGUGGGUUCCAGCUCAAUAUUUGAUGGAUGAAGCCAACUACACUCUAUAUCUGCAAAAGAAGUUGAAUGAAAAAAUUGAUAAGCUGCCAGUAUUCGAGAAACCAGCAUCUGAAGAACAGGCCGUAGCUCCGAUAUUUGUCGAAAAACUUCGCCCAAAACAUACACCUGAUGGAUCGACGGUACAAUUUGAGUGUCAGGUUGGAGGCUAUCCAAGACCACAGAUUACUUGGUUCAGACAAACAGCAAUAAUUAAACCUUCCCAAGAUUUCCAAAUGUAUUACGACGAUGAUAAUGUGGCUACUCUUGUUAUCCGUGAGGUAUUCCCAGAAGAUGCAGGGACUUUUACAUGUGUUGCAAAGAAUGCAGCCGGUUUUGCAUCUAGUACAGCUGAGCUGACAGUUGAGGCACCACUCUCAGAUCAUGGUUCAGAAAUGACAGUUCUUUCUCGCAAAAGUCUCUCCCGUGAGUCAUCGUUGGCGGACAUAUUAGAAGGCAUACCUCCAACCUUUUCUAAACGACCUAAGGCCCAGUACGUUGACGAAGGUUCAAAUAUAUUCCUGGAAUGCAGGUUAGUUGCUAUCCCAGAACCUGAUAUCGCUUGGUUCUUCAAAGGGGAAGAAGUCAUACCGAACAAUUCCGUCUCUGUAACCACGGAAUCUGAUAUGCACAUGUAUUGUAGUGUCUUAAAAAUAGAAAACGUUAAGAAAUUCCAGGAAGGGACUUAUACGGUUUUAGCCGUUAAUAGAGAAGGUGAAGCAAGCUUGCCUAUUGUUCUUAAAAUAAGGACUGGUGAAAAGGAGAAACCCCAAGUUAUAGAACCAUUAAAGAGUAUGACUAUAAGAGAAGGUGAUAGCGUUGUUCUUUCAACGCAAGUAGUAGGAAGCCCAGAACCUAAAGUGACUUGGUUUAAGAACAAUAAACCAGUUAAAUUAUUAGCUGUAAAGUCAGAUGGUGAUAUUCAUACUAUUACACUUGUUAAACCUGUAAAAGGUAAAGAUGAUGGUGUAUAUUCCCUGAGAGCUAUUAACUCUGAGGGAUCGGUCGAAACAAGUGCAGUUAUAACAAUAGAAGAACCUACGGAAGAAAAUGCGGAACCACCUCUAUUUAUUAAUCGAUUCCAAGAAAUAACUGUGAAAGAAAAAGGAACGAUAAAACUGAGCGCUAAAGUUACGGGUAAUCCAGUACCAACAAUCACUUGGUACAGAAAUAAUCAGAUUAUCAUACCAAAUGAAAGAGUUUCACAAAACUUUGACGGUGAAAACAUUUGCUUAAUUAUUACAAACGUUGAUUCGGAAGUGGAUUCUGGCGAUUAUAAAUGUGUGGCGGCAAACUCUGCUGGUAAAGCAUCUCAUGGUGCUCGCGUUACUAUUGAUGUAGAAAGAGUAACAUUUAUUAAAAACUUGAAACACCAACAUGUAACAAAGGAAGGUCAAACUGUUAUCUUAGAAUGUGAAACAUCACACACGGUUUCUACGAAGUGGUAUCACAAUGAUAACGAACUCAGUGGCAUGGAUCAUAGAGAAAUUAUUCAAGAAGGUCGCAUUCAUAAAUUGAGAAUAAAGAAAACGAAACUUUCUGAUAAAGGAAUAUUUAAAUGCAUUGUCAAAGAUCAAGAAACCCAUACUCAGCUCUUUGUUGAUGAAACUAUUCCCGAAUUCUUACGUAAACUUCAAGAUUUCGAGGUUAAAGAACGAGAUGUUGCUAUACUAGAAGUUGAAAUUAGUUCGGAGAACGCCGAUGUAGUUUGGGAAAAAGAUGGACAAACCAUAAAGCCGAAAAAGAACAAAUAUGAACUGGAAAAAAGAGGGAACAUUAGAAAACUAUUCAUCAGAAACACUUCUGUUCACGAUGAAGGUGAAUAUAUUUGUAAAUUACAAAAUGAUGCCUGUUCUGCUGAGGUUACUGUAGUGGAACUUCCUCCAGAAAUUAUAUCAAGAUUGCAAAACCAAAGGGUUAACAAAGGAAACAAAGCAACGUUUGAAAUAGAAUUAACUAAAGGUGAUGCUCUUGUGAGAUGGUUAAAAGAUGGAUAUGAAAUACAACUUUCAAAUCACAUGCAACUUACUAUAGAUGGCAAAAAACAAAAACUGAAAAUAUAUGAUUGUGACAGUAGCGAUGCUGGUGACUACUCGUGUGAGGUUGGUAAUGAUCGUUGUACUGCAAAGCUCAUUGUAGAUGAACCCACAGUUGAUUUCACUAUAAGGCUUCCCGAAGUUAUAGUUGUACAAGCUAACACAGAUGCACAUCUAACGGUAGAGCUUCCACACGAUGCUCUAACCGUUGUUUGGUACAGACGUAAGACAGUAAUCGAGGAUUCGGAAAAGUUCACACUUAUAUCCGAUGGCAGAAAACGAACCCUUAUCAUACGUAAAUGUUUAGAAGAAGACCAAUCUGACUACUCAUGUCAGCUACUAGACACCAAAUGCACGACGAAACUUAAGGUGGAAGUAAUCGAGUUUGCACCUAAGAUCAUCUCCUACGAGCCAACUUAUAGAAUCCGUCGGGGUGGUAACAUUAAAAUUGAGGUGGUAUAUGCAGCACAUCCUCCGCCACAUGAUAGCUGGACUAAAGAGGAUAUACCCGUUAAACGGUCUAAGUUAUCGCGGUCAUCUUUAUUGCCCGACCUGGCGUCCCUAACCCUGCACAAGCUCGAUACCACUCACUCCGGAAAAUACGCACUUACUUUAAGUAACAACGUUGGAACGGCUACCGUUAAUAUGGAUGUUAUCGUUAUUGAUAUACCAUCCCCUCCUGGCAAACUUGUUAUUUUGGAGGUGGGCGAUACCAGUGUAAAUGUUUUCUGGUCUCAACCUGAAGACCUCGGCGGCUCCAACAUUGAAUGCUACAUCCUAGAGUACCAGGAGGAGAAUACAAUAGAGUGGAUAUCUAUUGAAAACAUUAAAAAAACGCAGUAUUGCAUCGAGAAUCUUAAAACAAAUUCAUCUUAUAGAUUUAGAGUAUUUGCAGUAAACGAAGUUGGAGUGAGUGACGCUUCAGAACUUACUGAUUACAUCCUCAUAAAGAAGUUUAUCAAAUCACAGGCACCCACUAUCGUAAAACCAUUAACAGAUGUUAUCGGAGAACCGAAUGAUGAAGUAGAAUUAAAUUGCAUUUUCGGAGGCAUUCCCGAACCCAAAGUGGUUUGGUAUAGAAACGGAAAGCAAUUAAAAACAGCAAAAGCAACUUACAUUGAUCGAGUUGCAUCGUUGUUAGUAACAGCAAGCAAAACAACAGAAGGUAGUUACAAAUGUGUAGCAUCAAAUACGGAAGGUGAAAUUAGUACUAGUUGUACACUACAGAUAAGACAGAAACCCAUUAUUACCAUAUUAGAGGAGGAAAUCAUACAAAAACACGUAGUUGGCGAAGAAUGGUGUAUUUCUGCAUUUAUUAAUGGCAUUCCAAGUCCUGAUAUCAAUUGGUCCAAAGACGGUAUUGGGAUUGACGAGGAAGUAGAGGUGAUAACGGAUGAGAACACAAGUAUUAUAAGGAUAAAGCAAUUGCAAAGAAGGCAUUCCGGGAGAUACACAAUCACAGCUAGUAAUGAUGCUGGUUCUACUUCCAUUGAUGCAAUUCUCAAAGUUUAUGAUAAACCUAGUCAACCAGAAGGGCCAGUGAUAAUGAGAGAGAUAAGCCGCGAAUCAGUGACAAUAGAGUGGAAGCCGCCAUUAGAUGAUGGUGGACUUGAACUGAUCAAAUAUGCAAUUGAAAAACUGGAACCAGAACUUAAUCAAUGGGUUAAAGUAGCUGAUGUAGACAAAAACAUAGAAUCAUAUUGUAUACAAAGACUCAGUGAUAGCUGCGAAUACAUGUUCCGUAUUCUCGCCCAAAACCCCGUUGGAAUUUCCGAAGCUUUGGAAAGCGAUCCCAUCAUUAUUAAGAAUGCUUUGGAUGUACCCUCUCCACCACUUGGUCCUCUUGGUAUUUAUGGUGUGGAAAUUGAUGGGGUUACGAUUUCAUGGUAUCCUCCUGAAAGAAAUGGUGGCUCAGCUAUAAUAGACUACUCUAUAGAGAUUCAGGAAGAUGGUGCUCAGUGGCGUUUCAUUGCUACUUCAAUAAACACUUUUGCCAAAAUUUCUAAUCUUAAAAAGAAUUCAACCUACCAAUUUAGGAUUAGUGCGAGAAAUGAAAUAGGCACCAGCAUGCCGUAUAUAUCCGAUGAGAAGGUCACCAUCGGUAAAACAGCUACGGCCCCGGGACAACCGCAGUCUGUACAAGCGUGUGAAGUCACUUCCCGAUCUGUGACGCUUCGCUGGACUCCACCUGCUAGCGAUGGAGGUUCAUCGCUUACAAAUUAUAUAAUAGAAUGCAAGACAUCAAAAACAAAAUGGUCAAAAGUUGUGACGGUUUCAUCUGGAGUGCUGCAACAUUGUGUAGAACAUUUAAAACACAAGGACGACCUUAUCUUUAGAGUGUCGGCUGAAAAUGCUAUAGGCGUUGGACCACCCAUGGAAUCAGAAAGCGUUAGAUUAGAAAAACACGCCACCGUUCCCUCACCGCCAACCGGGCCAUUAGAAAUCCGUAUGCUGGGAACCAAUAUAACAUGCUCCUGGGGAACGCCGGAGUGGGACGGUGGCUCGCCACUUCUUGGCUAUAACAUUGCGAUUCGUGACGUCACUAAAACCAUGUGGAUGGAAGUAGGCAAAGUGGACGCUGGUGUUCUCAAGUUUAAUAUUCGAGAUCUGGGAGAGGACCACACCUACCUGAUCCGAAUAUAUGCCCGAAAUGAGAUUGGAUUAAGUGAACCUCUAGAGCCGAUCGAACCCUUAAGGGUACUACCUUGUGAAGAUUCUCGUGCGGAAGCCAGCGAAUUUAGUGAAAUGACUGCAGGAACUGAACCCACAUCUUUCAGUCAGCCGACAUCCUCGUGGUUGCGCGAACACAAUAUGGAUGCCGAUAUCCGUUCGUACGCGCGAGGCUCACUUUUGCGAAGAGACGAAUACUUCUUCCGCAUAUGGCUAUACGCGAAGCAGCUAUUCAAAUAAAUAAUAGACCGGCGUUCCAAUCGCGUGAAAGCCACUUACUAACUACGUGCUCAUCACGUGACUCUGACCUGUGAUAAAACGCAAUAACGAUGUAGUAAAUGCGACAGUUCUAUUAUUUAUACUUGAUAUUUAUUGUAGAGUUAGAAUAAAGCGUCCUUCACGUCGGCACGCUAUCCAGCUGGGAGACAUAAAUAUAGGUGCAUAAAUAAAGAGCUGGACGGCGAAUCGACGUUGACUGGUCGGCUUUUCUUUUUGUAUUUUGUAAAAUAUAUAUGCAAUUAUCAUCAUAA
This is a messenger RNA of Danaus plexippus (monarch butterfly), 40644 nucleotides long. It is a transcript of the gene Kettin, whose product is annotated as titin. The record is from RefSeq and is a predicted model, not a curated record. NCBI's taxonomy places the organism in Eukaryota, Metazoa, Arthropoda, Insecta, Lepidoptera, Nymphalidae. Gene Ontology annotation, molecular function: protein binding. The coding region runs from base 140 to 40354 and encodes 13404 amino acids. The transcript has 53 exons.